Molecule: messenger RNA, 162 nt
Organism: Heterobasidion irregulare TC 32-1
Lineage: Eukaryota; Fungi; Basidiomycota; Agaricomycetes; Russulales; Bondarzewiaceae
Exons: 2
Coding region: 1-162 (53 amino acids)
Source: RefSeq, a predicted model, not a curated record
AUGCGCCAAGAGAGCCCGACUCGCAGCGGAAAUCGACAGCAAUGGCUCCAAGUCGAUCUUCCGUUCGACGGACUUGUCCCCGUGUCGGGCGUCCGAGUCGGAAUGCAGGAUACGAUCGAGGAGGAAUGCUUCGGGCUUCGGGCCUCGGGCUUCGGGCUUUAA